AAGCGAGGCGCCGAGGCGGGGCCCACCCUCCCCUGCCUUGGUUAGCCAGUGCCCCGAGCCCCCAGCGUCGCCCAGACUUUAGGCAGCCUCGGCCUAAAACCGCAGAGGCGCUGAUGACCAACUCUUCUUACCUCUCCAGAUUCCCGGCGCCAUGUACACGGCCAUCCCCAAAAGCGGCUCCCUGUUCGAGCCGUCGGUGACGGAGCCCGGCCUGCACCUGUGGCGGGUAGAGAAACUGAAGCCGGUGCCCGUGCCGCCCCAGAACCACGGCGUCUUCUACACUGGUGACUCCUACCUGGUGCUGCACAACGGUCCUGAGGAGCUCUCCCACCUGCACCUCUGGAUUGGAGAACAGUCCUCGCGGGAUGAACAGGGCGCCUGCGCCAUGCUCUCUGUGCACCUAAACUCGCUGUUGGGGGAGCGGCCAAUUCAGCACCGAGAGGUGCAGGGCAAUGAAUCUGACCUCUUCAUGAGCUACUUCCCUCAUGGACUCAAGUACCAGGAGGGGGGCGUGGAGUCAGCUUUUCACCGGGCCUCGCCCAGCCCCGCUGCCGGUCCGGUCCGGAGGCUGUAUCAGGUGAAGGGGAAGAAGAACAUUCGGGCCACAGAGAGGGCGCUCAGCUGGGAGAGCUUCAAUACUGGCGACUGCUUCAUUCUGGACCUUGGCCAGACCAUCUACACGUGGUGUGGUGAGAAAUCCAACAUUCUGGAGCGCAACAAAGCCCGGGACCUGGCCACGGCCAUCCGGGACAGCGAGAGGCGGGGGAAGGCCCAGGUGGAGAUCAUCUCCGACGGGGAGGAGCCGGCGGAGAUGAUGCAGGUCCUGGGCCCCAAGCCGGCCCUGAGGGAGGGCAACCCCGAGGAGGAUCUCACGGCUGACCAGACCAACGCCCAGGCUGCUGCCCUGUAUAAGGUGUCGGAUGCCACUGGGAAGAUGGACCUGACCAAGGUGGCGGACAGCAGCCCCUUCGCCGCCCAGCUUCUGGUCCCCGACGACUGCUUCGUGCUGGACAACGGCGCCUGCGGCAAGAUCUACGUGUGGAAAGGGCACAAAGCCAACGAGCAGGAGCGGCAGGCCGCACUGCGGGUGGCUGAGGAUUUCAUCUCGCGCAUGCGCUAUGCCCCCAACACCCAGGUGGAGAUCCUGCCCCAGGGCCGGGAGAGCCCGAUCUUCAAGCAAUUCUUCAAGAACUGGAAAUAAGCCUGGGAACCACCAUCCCUGCAGCCCCCGCUCCACCCCCUGCCAUCAGCUCUGCUUGGGGCUGCUAACCCCAUGCCUCCACCGGUCCUCCGUGGCCCUGCCAUUGCAUUAAUAAAGGAGACAAA
Molecule: messenger RNA, 1326 nt
Organism: Tachyglossus aculeatus (Australian echidna)
Lineage: Eukaryota; Metazoa; Chordata; Mammalia; Monotremata; Tachyglossidae
Gene: CAPG
Product: capping actin protein, gelsolin like
Exons: 9
Coding region: 152-1201 (349 amino acids)
Biological process (GO): actin polymerization or depolymerization; barbed-end actin filament capping; actin filament severing
Cellular component (GO): actin cytoskeleton; cytoplasm
Molecular function (GO): phosphatidylinositol-4,5-bisphosphate binding; actin filament binding
Source: RefSeq, a predicted model, not a curated record